Prorocentrum cordatum is the source of this 1291-nucleotide messenger RNA. Lineage: Eukaryota; Dinophyceae; Prorocentrales; Prorocentraceae. The record is from the annotation of a GenBank genome assembly.
CCUCACCCUCCUCUUCUCCCCUUGGAGGCGGCGCGAGAGCGCGAAGUUAUUCGCACUUCGCGCUUCGCGCAGCGCGAAGCGCGAAGUUGGGAGCCCUUGAUACCAGGCGGCACGCGCGGUCGCCAGCCGAGCGUCGUAGGCCAUGGCGCACACCAAGGAAGAGGACAUCCAGAUGAUGUUGGUCUGCAAGACCCAUCUGGGCACCCGGAACUGCGACUACCGCAUGAAGCGCUACGUCUUCCGCCGCACGGUGGACGGAAUUCACAUCAUCCACCUUGGGAAGACUUGGGAGAAGCUGAUGGUCGCGGCCCGCGUUAUCGUUGCAAUCGAGAACCCCCAAGACAUUAUCGUCGCGUCCCAGCGCCCCUACGGCUCCCGCGCGGUGCUCAAGUUCAGCCAGUACACGGGCGCCAUGCCGCUGGCGGGCCGCUGGAUGCCGGGUACGCUGACCAACCAGAUCACCCAGAAGUACCUCGAGCCGCGGCUGCUGAUCGUGACUGACCCGCGCACGGAUUCGCAGGCCGUGAAGGAGGCCGCCUACGCAAGCAUCCCGGUCCUCGCCCUCUGCGACACCGACUCCCGCCUGGAGAACGUCGACAUCUCCAUCCCCGCCAACAACAAAGGCAAGGAGUCCAUCGCACUCCUGUACUGGUUGCUCGCCCGCGAGGUGCAGUACCUGCGCGGCACCAUCCAGCGCACGCAGCAGUGGGACGUGAUGGUGGACUCCUUCUUCUGGCGCGAUCCCGAGGAGCUCGAGCGGCAAGAGGAGGAGAACCAGUUCCCCGCCCAGGAGUACGUCGCGCCCAAGGCCCCCGCCGCCGCCGACGACUGGAGCGGCCAAGCCACCGGCGGGAACUGGGACGACAUGACCACCGGCGCCGCGGCCGGCAACGACGACUGGAGCGCACCUGGCCAGGCCGCCGAGGGCGGGCAGCAGUGGUGAGCGGCCCGGCUGCCCUCAGCCCUCCUCCUCAGGGGUCAUUCCGAUUCCAGCAAAGCUAGCGGCGGAGCCAAGGUGGGCUGAAUUGGGUGGUGUGACCUGCCUAGCAGUGGCUGGUCGCGGCCGUACUUGCCGCAUGCCGGCGGCUGGCGGCUGAGUUCGUACCCCGCGCGUAGGGGUGCCCCCAUAGGCGUCUCAUAGGAUCCUCCCCUCCCUCCCUCCCUCCCCUUCCUCUUUCUCCGUUCCUUUUACUCAGAAGUAGCUCCUCCCUAUGUCGCGCCCCGAGGUGCGUCGGCAGGGCGGGCGCGCGUUUCGUCCGAGGAUUUUUUUUCGCCAACUGGGAUUGUGAAG